UACUAUGUUUGACUGGGUGCUGCAGCGUAUUUUAAAGGAAUGUAACUGCAGAAAAUGGCCUUGGAAGGGAAAGCGAGCUGCAACGCACAUCUGGUGCGUACAUGCAAAACUAAAAAGAGGAUUAUGCCACUUUAAGCAGAUGGAUAUUUGCAAACUUCGGAAAAAAAAACUAAAGCUUAAGCUGGAUACCACCCAUAUACUCUCAUAUAGGAAGGUAGCUAUACUUGGUAUGGGUGCGGGGAAUCCAACCAGCAGUUCUUCAAGACAUACAACGGCAAUUGCUCAUCAAUCGUACAAUACAAAUUCGAAUUAGAAUUCGACGUAUGAUGGACGAAGCACUCGUAGUCCUUUGUGUCAGGAAGUAACAAAAAUCAUGCACCUAGAAAUACAACAGAAAAUAUGCUACAACAACAGAUAUUAUUGGAACGAAUUUAAUUGCAAAACUAAAACAAAACAAUAAUUUUGAUAGUCUUAUUAUUUAACAGAGUUGGUAUUAAUUCUUCCCAUGCUUUUAAUAUUGGUGGAUAAUCGCCAAAUGAUGUAGCAAGUGUAGCAGAAACAACAAAUAAUACAUAUUCAAAUUCACAAUAAAAAUCAAAAUCGCACAACGCAACUGGUCGAUUAAAUCGUAUUAUAUCGAUCUUGGACAUUUGUGUCAACAUUAACCCAACAAAAUUUUGUGGAGAUCUGUUAGCAUCCCAAACUUAUUCUCAACUGAAAAAUUCCCUUUUUGAGCCGAAUUCUCGACAUUUGCGGGGAAUUUUGCUUUUCUUUUUUAGUUCCAAAAGUGCGGCUGAGUCUCAUCGAAUGCUUUCGGAUACGUACGGUGAGGCUGUCCUAAGUGAAAAAACGCUUAAAUUUACAAAAAAACAAACGGCGGAAGUAAAGUUGUAGACCAAUAACAAUCGUAAUAGUAGUGAAAUUUAAUUUCUAUUGUAUAACAACACAAAAAAAAACAAUACUUAAAACUUUUGAGAAAUUGUAAAUUAUAAAAAUUUAAUAAUUAAUACUAACUUUAUAUGUAAAAUAGGGCUCUUAAAAUUAUUCGAUUAACCUGAAAACCGAUUAUUCGAAUAUCCGGUUUGUAACCGUUUGUACGAAUAUUAACCGGUUAGUACUAUUCGAUUAGUCGCAAUAUUACGACUAUUCGAAUAGUCGUUCUACUGCGGUUAUUCGAAUAGUUAUACUGUCACUAUUCGAAUAAAUGAAAAUUGUUUGAAAUCCAAGCAGCCUUUGAUUUUUGUUUGUUUUUACUUGUGAAAAGGUCAGUUGUGCGCAUUUUUUCUGUGUUUCACUUUUUUCAAUAAAAAUGGAAAUUGAAUGAACUUACACUAUUCCAAUAGUCGACAACGAACGGUUAACCGGAUAGUCGGAAAUGAGCGUUUAAUCGAAUAGUCGAUGUCUGACGACUAUCCGAAUAGUGCAAACCGAAUAUUAUUAUUCGAAUAAUGCCCUAUUCGGUUAAUUCGGUUAGUCGAUUAGUCAAAUACCAAGAGCUCUAAUGUAAAAUAUGUACAUAAAUUUUGUCAAUGUAUAAAUCAUA
Zeugodacus cucurbitae (melon fly) is the source of this 1543-nucleotide messenger RNA. RefSeq lists its product as uncharacterized. The transcript has 2 exons. NCBI's taxonomy places the organism in Eukaryota, Metazoa, Arthropoda, Insecta, Diptera, Tephritidae. Bases 5 to 313 code for a protein of 102 amino acids. The record is from RefSeq and is a predicted model, not a curated record.